Molecule: messenger RNA, 1206 nt
Organism: Aspergillus alliaceus
Lineage: Eukaryota; Fungi; Ascomycota; Eurotiomycetes; Eurotiales; Aspergillaceae
Product: sialidase family protein
Exons: 4
Coding region: 52-1173 (373 amino acids)
Source: RefSeq, a predicted model, not a curated record
GGAAGAAGUACGUCUGCAGCUAGAAUUGCGUAGGAUUGUCAAUCUUAACUAAUGCAUUUCCUACGGUUCCUUGUAGCCGCGCCGUUGGCUCUCGCGACGAGCAUCCCUAGGACCGUGGCCCCAACUACUUUCUCCGAAGCCACUGUCUUCAGUCCGCCAUCCGACUAUGUCGUUCCCCGUACCCUCUAUGCUCGCAACCUCCAAUUGCCCAAUGGCGAUCUAUUAGCCACCUGGGAAAACUACUCUCCCGAGCCACCAGCAGUCUUUUUCCCAAUCUAUCGAUCGACCGAUGCCGGUAAGACCUGGAGCGAGUUGUCUCGCGUAGAAGACACGGCCAAUGGGCUAGGUCUGCGCUAUCAGCCAUUCCUAUACUACCUGGAAGAGUCAAUUGGGUCAUUUGAGGCGGGGACUAUCCUACUGGCUGGGAGCAGCAUCCCCACAGACCUCGCGACUACUCAGAUCGAUCUCUAUGCUUCUCGCGACUCCGGCGCCACAUGGGAGUUUGUGAGCCACAUUGCUGCCGGUGGUGAAGCGCUUCCCAAUAACGGACUGACUCCAGUCUGGGAGCCCUUCCUCCUUGCCCACAACGGAAAGUUGAUCUGCUUCUACUCGGACCAGAGGGCCAACGAGACCCACGGCCAGAAACUCGUUCACCAGACAACCACUGACCUGAAGAACUGGGGUGACGUGAUCGACGAUGUUGUGUACCCAACCUACACUGAUCGCCCAGGCAUGCCAGUACUACCAACCGGUGAAUUCAUCAUGACCUACGAAUACGGCUCGUUCUUCAACACCUCAACCUACUCCUUCCCCGUCUACUACCGCAUCUCUGUAGACCCAGAAAGAUUCCUCGAAGCCCCGCACCAGAAGCUCGUAGUAUCCAGCGGGACCCAGCCAACCGGUUCCCCUUACAACGUGUGGACUCCCUUCGGCGGUGACAAGGGCACUCUUGUCGUCAGCUGCGGCAACUUGGGGUCUGUCUUUGUCAACCAGAAUUUAGGUGAGGGCGAGUGGACGGAGAUCUCUACCCCGGAGAGCGCGAGCUAUACACGGUCCCUGCGUAUCUUGCAGGAGAAGGAUAACUACCUCUUGAUUAACGGCGGUGGUGUGCUUCAGGGGAAGUCCAAUAAGGUUACUGUUACUGUGAUGGAUUUGGAGAGUGCUUUGGCAUAGAAGCUCGAUUUUACUUAGAUAUGACGGUUUUUG